This is a messenger RNA of Saprolegnia parasitica CBS 223.65, 696 nucleotides long. RefSeq lists its product as hypothetical. The transcript has a single exon. Bases 1 to 696 code for a protein of 231 amino acids. The record is from RefSeq and is a predicted model, not a curated record. NCBI's taxonomy places the organism in Eukaryota, Oomycota, Saprolegniomycetes, Saprolegniales, Saprolegniaceae.
AUGGUUGCCUCCGACUCCAAGCCAGCGCCAGAUGACAUCGUGUGGUCGGUCGGCUGGAGCGGCUGCAGAGAAUGCGUGCUCUCACUUCGCGAAGAGAGCGAGGACAUGGCCACCCCAGCGCGCCAGCUCCUCGGAGAGACGUACGUGUCCACAAUGCGCGGACUCAAGGUCCACCGAAGCCUGGCCUCUUUUUCGCUGCGAUGGAGCGACGUCGUUGUCCAGCACCUCGGCCGCAUCCUUGAGGCCAGCACCGAGACCGACAAAGUCCAGUUGCGAGCAAAGACAAUCCCGCCUCUCCAGGACGCAUUUGAGAUACUUGGCGCUCUAGUUCGCACCAUCGACUCCGAGCGUGAGGCCUUCAACAGCGCCAUCGGGGGCCUGAUACGCUUCCGCGCCGAAGUGAGCAAGGCUUUCAACACCGAAAGAGGCCCAUACGGGUACAUGUAUUUGGCGAUCGCGGACAAGCUGGAGAAUGCGCUGACGUGCUUCCAAGCAACCGAAAAAGCCCUCAGUCACGCAAGUUCAAUCCUCAAGAGCGACGCAAGCGAUAUGGCACAGUGCAUGUGCGUCCUCAAGGCGUUCCUUUCAGUGGAGACCAUCGAGACGUCCCGGGUCGCGGAAUUAGGCAACCGACUUAUCGCGUGCUGCAACGCGUACAAGAGAAAACACGCCGAAUACUGUCGCGUCUUCAUGUAG